AUGGGUCUUGCGGAUGUGAUUCUUGGAGUUAAAAUCACACGAACCCAAAGUGGACUUGUUUUAAGUCAACCCUACUAUGUGGACAAAAUUCUUGAGAAGUUCAAUGGAAAUGACUCUAAUGUAGCUAGAACUCCUCUUGACACAACUCUAGCCAAGAAUAGAAGUGAACCUGUUAACCAGUUGGAAUACUCAAGAAUUAUUGGUAGCUUGAUGUAUCUUAUGAGUUGUACUAGACCAGACUUAGCAUAUGCUGUGAGCAAGCUAAGUAGAUAUACGAGCAAUCCAAGUUCAAUUCCUUGGAACUGUAUCAUUCGGUUGCUUCGUUACUUAAGAUACACUCGGGAAUACGGGUUGCAUUAUAACAGAUAUCCAGCAGUUAUAGAAGGACAUUGUGAUGCAAAUUGGAUAUCGGACACGAAUGAUUCCAGAGCAACAAGUGGGUUUGUAUUCACACUUGGAGGUGCAGCUAUAUCGUGGAAAUCGUCGAAACAAACGGCAAGUGUUCAAGUCCGGCAGUACGCUGUUGCUGCUUCAGACUGGCUUACCCCGGGAACAGACCGCGAAUCUGUUACUAACACUGGUUUGGGUCCUCAUUGUGCACCUCUCCUUAUAGAGUUCAUGAUCGUUAAAUGA
Messenger RNA from Helianthus annuus (common sunflower), 633 nucleotides. RefSeq names its product secreted RxLR effector protein 161-like. The record is from RefSeq and is a predicted model, not a curated record. The transcript has 3 exons. Lineage: Eukaryota; Viridiplantae; Streptophyta; Magnoliopsida; Asterales; Asteraceae. Bases 1 to 633 code for a protein of 210 amino acids.